GCUUUAAAAAAUGAGCAAACUCAACCCUCGUGUAGCCCAUAAUCCGGUGCUAUCUCGAAUAAUUGAGAGUGGGCGAACAAACUUGCCAUCUGGAAUUACUUCUGCUGGCUCACUGUCCGCAUAUGCCCAAGCGGCAGCUGUUACGAUUCGUGACAAUAGAGAUCGAGAAAAACGAGAGAUUGCAGAUUUGAACAACAGAUUGGCUAGAUAUGUUGAAAAGGUCCGAUUCCUUGAAGCUCAAAACCGGGUUCUCGAGAAUGACAUUGGUCUUUUCCGCCAAGCUGCUCAUAUUCAUACUGGCAAAGUCAGAGACUACUACGAUGCAGAGAAAACCUCAUUGGCAACUCUGGUUCGCGAGCAGGAAGCCAAAGUGUCAUCUGCUAAGCAGAAUAUUCGAAAGCUGGAGCCAGAAAUCACAACGGCCAUUAGAACCCUAGCGAGUUCACUCGAACAUCGCCAAAGAGUUCGUUCUGAUAAAAAGGAACAAUUGAAGCAUUUAUCUGAUUUGGAGUCUGAGACAGCAUACAUCAAAAGACUUAUCAAUGAUUGUGACGAUGAAAAAUCUCACCUGAAAACCGAAAUUUCUCGCAUUCGUGGAGAAAUCAAGCGAAUUUUGGCACUUCGUGACAAAGAACGCAAUGGAUUUUCUCGUUCCCAAACAGCUGCUCAGGAUCUUUUGAAGAAGUUGAAUGCAACGAUUAGUACUCACGAAAUUGCGAUUCGUGAAGAAAUUAACAAGGCCAGACGUGAUUCUACAGACAAGAACCGCGAGUUCUUCCACAGAGAGCUUCACAUGUCAAUGAAAGAAAUCCGUGAUCAAUUCGAGUCAGACUCGAAGAAAGCUCGUAAAACAUGGGAGGAGUGGUACAAGAAGAAGAUUACCGAAAUCAAGAAACGUUCUGAGAAAUUCAGUCUUACCCAGAAUCAAGCAAGAGAAGAAGUUCUACGUAUCAGAUCAUUGCUUAAUGAGUUGCGCACUAAAAUUUCCGACGCAGACUCGAUGACCCAAGCUCUUAGCAAGAGAAUUGAAGAUAUGAAAUUCCGUGAAGAUGAAGAAUUGAGAAUGUUUGAACAAUCCCUCACUGAAAAGGAACUAGCAGUGACGAGAAUGAGAGAUGAAUGCGCAAAACUAUCUGUUGAACUUGAGACACUAGUUGAAAACCAGAUCAACCUCCGCAGUGAAAUUGCUCACUACCGCAAGUUGAUGGAACAAGCUGAAAAUCUGCGGACAAGCUACCAAAGCGAUUUCGUAAUCGAUACUCCAUCGCCUUUGAUGCGCACAUCUUCUCAUCAUUAUGGAUCAUCAUAUUCACUGAAUGUUAGAGAUACACAUAACAAAACAGUACACCAUGAUAACUACGACAUUAGCUCCGCAUCGACCAUUAACACCCAACAGUUCCGAAGCUAUGGAAAAGGAGAUGUUAAGAUUAUUGAGCACAAAGAUGAAUCAAUCGUCAUUGAAAACUCAAACAGCUAUAAGUCCAAAGAUCUUUCUAACUGGAAAAUCAAUCAUUAUGUGAAUGGAGCGCUAACUGGAACGUUCAUCUUACCAGUUGCAACUCACAUUCACCCACAUGAGAAGAUUUCGAUUCAUUCAUUGAAAUCUCCGAAUUUAAUGGAUGAUAUUGUUGCUACUCAAAUCUACAGCUUCGAUUUCUCCAAAAACACAAAGACAGUUCUUCUUGAUGAUGUUGAUGACGAAGUUGGAUGGUAUGCACACGUAUCGUACAGUCAUUGAUGGAAACCGAUAAUUCUUUCAUUUUAACGUUUCCUGGAGCAUCCAACGUACAAUGUUUGAGCACUUUUCUAUGGGAAACACAUCAUUUAACAUUCAAAAAUUAACAUGGCAUUUCUUAUCUAUUUAUUGUACGCUUUGUUACGCGAUGCUCGAUUUAAAUUCUCUAUGAGUGCAAUGAACUUUACAAAU
This is a messenger RNA of Caenorhabditis elegans, 1927 nucleotides long. It is a transcript of the gene ifd-1, whose product is annotated as Intermediate filament protein ifd-1. The coding region runs from base 11 to 1738 and encodes 575 amino acids. Gene Ontology annotation, cellular component: cytoplasm. The record is from RefSeq and is marked reviewed. NCBI's taxonomy places the organism in Eukaryota, Metazoa, Nematoda, Chromadorea, Rhabditida, Rhabditidae. Gene Ontology annotation, biological process: cytoskeleton organization. The transcript is spliced from 11 exons.